Molecule: messenger RNA, 971 nt
Organism: Fusarium verticillioides 7600
Lineage: Eukaryota; Fungi; Ascomycota; Sordariomycetes; Hypocreales; Nectriaceae
Exons: 1
Coding region: 66-971 (301 amino acids)
Source: RefSeq, a predicted model, not a curated record
CUUUCCGAUUGUUACCAGACUGGGUCAGCUGCUGUCUAAAGGCUGGAAUCGCCCUCUUUGCUUAGAUGUAUGCAUUCAUAUACACUCUUCUCCUCCUAAUCCACCGGACAACCCCGCUUAUGACCAAGGCUCGAGACAACAUUUACUACCCGACCUGUCUCAAGAUGCAUCUGGUAUUCGACUUUGAUGGCACAAUCACCCAAGAAGAUUCUAUCGGGGAGCUUGCUCGCUCAGCUCUCGAGAUACAGAGGAAUAAAUAUGGCCAUGACCUCCAGACUUCUUGGGACCAAGUGGUGCAAUCCUAUGUUGCCGAUUACAGACACUACAAAGACAACCAUCCAUCACCAGAGGUUACUCGAACAUCUGUGGAUCAUGAGAUCGAAUUCCUAUCAGGAAUGAAAGAUGUGGAAGAGACGUCUCUACGACGCAUUGCUGACUCACGCAUCUUUGCUGGUCUAGACGCUGAGACGUUGUCGCAAGCUGGCGCUGACGCUGUCAAGGCCGGCAGAAUUAAGAUCAGAGAUGGAUUUACGGAUCUUAUAACCCUUGCAAGACAGAGGGGUUGGGAUGUCAGUGUCAUAUCGGUCAAUUGGUCCCGGGCCUUUCUACGAGGCGCUCUUUUACCGCAUAGAAUUGAGGUUAUCGCCAACGAACCGGCUUCAGAUGGAACAAUAAAAGGACCAGAAUUCUUCGAGGGGAGAAUGACCAAUGUGUGCGAGAAGAAGAAAGCUUUGAAACACAUCAUCAGCGAGAAGGACGGGGAGGUGAUUUAUUUUGGGGACUCGACCACGGAUAUGCAGUGCCUGCUUACAGGAGGAGUAGUCAUAUCGGACAACGAGGAGUCCCCCUUGCUAAAGACUUUGAAAAGGGUCGGCGUUGAAGUGCCACAUAUUGGAGAGAAGAGAAAUGGUCAAAUAUCCUGGGCGAGGAACUUUCGAGAAGUACUGGAUAGUGGCUUGUUAGAAGCCUGA